Messenger RNA from Labrus bergylta (ballan wrasse), 10788 nucleotides. RefSeq names its product xin actin binding repeat containing 2a (gene xirp2a). Gene Ontology annotation, molecular function: actin filament binding. Gene Ontology annotation, biological process: actin filament organization; actin cytoskeleton organization. The record is from RefSeq and is a predicted model, not a curated record. NCBI's taxonomy places the organism in Eukaryota, Metazoa, Chordata, Actinopteri, Labriformes, Labridae. Gene Ontology annotation, cellular component: stress fiber; focal adhesion.
GAGCCCUCCAGACUGAAAGAAACCCCAGCAACUUCUGCAUCUCCAUCUUUAUUUCUCACUCCUCUUUUUUUUUUUAAACUCCAACACUUCCUCACCCCUCCUAAACCCUCCUCUUACAAUAGACUUCCCCUCUAAGCACAAAGACUGCAGGGAAAAGAGUGGGGAGAGAGAUACGGUUUCUGUACAACAAUGGAAAUUCAAUCAGGAAAUGGAGAGGAGGUGGCGAGCGCAGUGUCGGCGACCUCGGGCUGCGUUUCCUGGAGUCCCUGUGGUUCGCAGGUAGAGGCAUCCGAAGAUCCAGUGAUCAGAGAGGACCUGCAGGCUGCUAAGAGGAUUGAGAGGUUUGACAUCCCACUUGAUAGCCUAAAGAGGAUGUUUGAGAAGCCUGCCGGGGCAAACACAGAAGUAACAAGCGUCCACACCUCCCCGUCUAAAAGAGUGACGUCCAGUAGUCUCACACACACUCACCCGUCAACAGAUCCGACCAUGGCCUCACCUGCAGACUCUUCUCUUUCUGCGGGCGGUGCAGGCAGAUCCAGGUCAGGACGUCCUGAGGACCCGGAGACCGAGCCGGUGUCAGUGAAAGAUCGGCUGGCGAUGUACCAGGCGGCCGUGUCUAAGAAGGAAACCAGCGGCUCCUCGGCUGCUGCGAUGAUGGACGAGUCGGAGGCGUGUUCGCUGCCUGGUGGUCUGGCCAGCGUGAAGAAACAGUUUGAGAGCCAGGAGUUCUCGUCGUCCUCUCAGUCCAGCGUCACCCAGUUUCAUUUCGAGCAGCGAUCUGUCCAGGAGGUGUCAAGCUCCUCGGAGGUAACAGUGAGAAGCAGUGUGAGAGAGGUCGUCCCCUCCACAACCAUCUUUCAGAAUCAACAAGAGGUGAUCCAAGAUGAAAGAGUCCACCAGAACAAUGUGGCGGCAAGUUACGGGAGCCAUUACAAUGAAACAGUUAUGCUCGUCGGAGGAGAGGACCUACCAAAGGUUUCCACUCAGGCUUUGAAGCAGCAGUACGAGAAAACUAUUGAGGAGGCUGCACCAGCCAAGGAAAUUAAGGUUGAUGUGGAUUUCAACCAGUUUCAAUGGGCACCAGUAAAUCAGUCCUCUAAAAUGUCAGCCACGACUUGCUAUGACAGCUCCUCCACCAUAAAGACAGCUGCUGCCUCAUCAGCAGCGUCUGCCUCCUCAGCAGCUUAUGAGAUAACAGAGAAUUUCCCACCCCCACCACCAAACCUGUUGCAGGAAAUGUCCUCCCAGCAUCAAGACCAGACCUUCCAACAAAAGCACACUGUCAACAAGGAGCAGUAUUUCAAACACAAGAGCAUGGCCGAACUAAAGCGCCUUUACAAGCACAUUCACCCUGAAGUCCGCAAGAACAUAGAAGCAGACUUCUUGAGUCAUCUCACUGAAGCUGAAAAGAAGGAUUUGGAAAAUGUGGAAAUGGUUGGAGAUGUUCAGCAGGCUUGCUAUAUGUUUGAAAAUGAAGGCAACGCCUCAAGUCCUGGUUCAAGCCCUGACAGAGAGUCUGUGGAAUGGGAUGAGAUUCUUAAAGGUGAAGUGCAGUCCAUGCGCUGGAUGUUUGAGAACAAGCCACUGGAUACAAUCAAAGAUGAAACUCCAGAUGAGAAUGAGGAGAGGAAUAUCGCCCAACAGGAAAUCAUUGCUGGAAAAGAUGUCAGAUACACAGCUUGGAUGUUUGAGACUCAACCAAUGGAUGCUCUUGGUACUGAGGCAACUGAUUCAACUGAGCAGUCAGAAAAAUCUACGGAUCUGGCGAGAGGAGAUGUUCGCACUGCUACUUGGCUUUUUGAGACGCAGCCGCUCGAUUAUCUGAAUAAGAUCUACCAAGAAGACGAGCAGGAGAUGGAGGUUGUUGUCUCCAAAGACAUCACAGGCGGCGAUGUGAAAACAGCCAGGUAUCUCUUUGAGACCCAGCAUUUGGAUUCCCUGGGUAAAACAGAAACCAUUGAAGAAAGCCACUUCUUGAACCUGAAGUCCGAGCUGGAAGAGAUUAAAGGGGAAGUGAAGACAACAACUCGCAAGUUUGAGACGCAGCCCAUGUGUGUCAUUAGGGGGGAUUCAGGAGAAAUGCUGGAGAUCACCACUAUCCGCAAGGAGGAGAUGGAAAAAGGAGACGUCAAAACGUCGCGCUGGAUGUUUGAAACACAACCUCUGGACAUGAUAAACAAAGACCCUGCGAAGAUGAAACUCAUUUGUGGAAUUUCCAUGGAGGACAAUGUUCAAUGCGGUGUGAAUAAAGGUAGGUGGCUUUUCGAGACAAAGACCCUUGACUCCAUUAAGGAUGAGGAAUGGGAGAGUUCCAGGAAGCAAAAAGAAGAAGUUAUUGGUGCUGAUGUGAGAAGGCAUUGUCUUGUAUUUGAGACUCAGCCAAUGGACACUUUGAAGGACAACACCAAUGCAAGAUUGUUACCUUCAGAGGAGAUUGUAGGAGGCGAUGUUCAAACGGCUAAACAUUUGUUUGAAACAGUACCAAUGGAAAGUCUGAAAGAACUGCUGGAGGUGGGAAAACUUAAGAAAACAGUUGCAACCGAAGAAGAAAAGGGUGAUGUGAGGCAUCAAAAGUGGGUCUUUGAAAGCCAGCCACUUGAGAAUAUAAGGGGAAAAAAGGAGAUCACAAAAACUGUGAACGUUGAAGCUCUCGACAAAGGAGAUGUGACAAACUAUAAAGAAAGGUUUGAAUGUAUGGAUUUAAGUAAGUGUGAAGGAACACAGAAAAUUCAAGUUGAAGGUGUCACAAGUGGAUCCGUCAAAUCCAACAGAGUUCUUUUUGAGUCCACUCCUAUGUACGCUAUGCAGGACAGCUCAGGUCAUUACCAUGAGGUGAAGACUGUAAGGCGCGAGGAGAUUGUGAAGGGAGACGUGCGCAGCUGCAGAUGGAUGUUUGAAACGCGUCCUAUUGAUGAGUUUGACGAAAGCAUCAAUAAGUUUCAGAUCAUCAAGGGUAUAUCAAAACAGGAAAUUGAGUCAGGGGAUGUCAAAACAGCCAAGUGGUUGUUUGAAACUCAGCAGCUUGAUGCUAUUAAAGCAUUCAGUAAUGAUGAAGAUGAAGAACAUAAAACUAAAGAAGAAAUUGAAAAAGGCGACGUUAAGACCUGUAAGUGGUUGUUUGAGACUCAACCAAUGGAUGUUCUGUAUGAAAAGGAAGAAAAGAGCGAGGCCAACGUUGAGGAAGUGCAAAAAGGUGACGUCAAAACAUGCACUUGGCUCUUUGAAACCCAAACCCUCGACAACAUACAUGAUCAUACAGAGUCGGAGUCUGAGACCAUUCUGAAAACAUGCACUGUAAAUCAGGAGGACAUCCACGGAAAAGACGUACGACUGGCCCGCUUCCUGUUUGAAACGGAGAACCUCGAAAAUCUGACAGGUGAGGACAGCAGUUCUUUCAGGAGGGUUACGGAAAUCGACGUCCAAUCUGGCGAUGUUUCCAGGAUGAAGUACAUCUUUGAGAAUCGCUCCUCGGACAUUAUGAGCUCCACCUCUGAUGAAAUGAUGCAGAGGUUGAAGACACAGCAGACCGAGGACAUCCAGAAGGGAAACGUGGUCAACUGUACUUGGAUGUUUGAGAAUCAGUCGAUUGAUGAGAUCCGUGACGAGGCUAGGGAGAAACUCACUGUGAGUGAUGUUCAGGGGGGCGACGUCAACAAAGGUCGCUUCAUUUUUGAGACCUACUCUCUGGAUAAAAUUAAAGAAGAGUCCAAUGAGACUGAUAUUUCUAAGCUUACUAGCAUCUUUAGGGAUCAAAUAGAGAGGGGGGAUGUGAAAAACUACACCAUGAUGUUUGAAACUCAACCCCUGUAUGCUAUCCGAGACAAAGAAGGACAUUACCAUGAAGUAACUACAGUUACUAAGGAAGAAAUAGUAAGUGGAGAUGUGGUGGGGGCCCGAUGGCUGUUCGAGACGAAGCCUCUGGAUUCAAUUAGGGAUUCAGAGGAGGUCUAUGUUAUUAAAGCUGUGACUGAGGAGGUCAAUAAAGGAGACGUUAACUCUGCAAGGUGGAGGUUUGAAACACAACCUCUUGAUGAAAUAACUGAGGAAAGAAAAGUGAGGUCAAAAACAGUUGGCGAUAUCCAGGGCGGCGAUGUGAAAACAAACAAGCAGUGGUUUGAGACAGAUCAAAUGUCUCAAAAGUACAUCAGAACUGUGAGUGUGAGUGAAAUCCAAAAAGGCGACGUAAGAUCUGCCACAUGGAUGUUUGAAACGCGCACAAUUGAUGAGAUCCGCGGCGAGGGCGCUGAAUAUGACAGCAUGGAGAGAGUGACAAAAGAGGAAGUAAUGAAAGGGGAUGUCAAACAGUCUGUGUGGCUCUUUGAGAAGCAGCCACUCGACAGUAUCAAAGAGAUGGAUGGCACAGAGCUCGUUGUCACAAAGGAGGAAAUCCCACAGGCCGAUGUAAAGUCAACAACAUGGCUAUUUGAAACAACUCCAUUCCAUGAAUUCAACGAAAGCAGAACAGAAAUGAAAGAAAUCAUCGGAAAAAGCAUCAAAGAGACACUGGAGGAGCUUUAUUGUCGUAAAAUGGUGGACUCGCAAGGGAUUCUAAUUGAAGCAGAUGAGAUUGGCGAUGUCCGCAUGGCCAAAUUCCAACUCAUGAACCAGGAGGCUCCAGAAAUCCAAAAAGAAGAGAUCAUCAGAGGGGAUCUGAGCAACAUAAUGAUGAACCUCCUAAACCGCAGAGAGACCACUGAAAGGGGGAUAACUAUUGAUGGGGAGAGGGGACACAUCAACACAACAGUGAAUCAGCUAUUAAACCAGGAAAGGGGAAUAAAUGUUGAAAAAGAGCAAAUUGUCCGUGGUGACAUUCAAGAAGCCAUAAACAAUCUGCUCAAGAAUGAGGGCUCCUCCAAGCGUGGCAUUCUCAUUCAAGAAGAUGAGAAAGGUGACGUCAGACUGACUAUCUACUCUCUGUUGAAUAAGGGGGAGAGGGCUAGUUUGGAAAAAGAAGAUGUAAUUCAGGGUACCGUAAGCAAAACGCUUCAUCGUCUUCUCUCAAACUCCGGAGAAGAGGAAUCUAAAAAAAUAAGGGUGAAAGACGCAGAAAGGGGCAACGUCAGCUUUUACUCCACAUGCAUCGAGUCUGGAGCCCUCGAUUACCUGAAGCAGCUCCAGUAUGAACCGGAUGAAACCCAGGAAAGGGUGGAAAGAGAGCGUAUCAUUGGAGGUGAUAUUGAAGAGACCAAAAUAAUGCUGCGAAAGAAGCAGCAGAUUGGUCGCACCGUGGCUGAGGAUGAUAUAGUUCCUGGUGAUGUACAUCAUACUGUGGAAGUCUUUAUGACAGAGCCGACUGUUACCUACAAAAACCUUGAGAAAAAGGACAUUGUCAAAGGUGACCUUAAUGCAGCUCUUGAUUCACUGACCCAAGCCAUGAAUCAGAGGGUUGUAAUAGAGAAAGAGGAGGUGGUGAAGGGAGACAUACCCACCACUUUGAGGUCUCUGCAGGAGGCCCAGCAUCAAGCCAAAGAAAUGGAAAAGCCAGAAAUUGUAAGGGGAGACAUUAGGGGUGCUCUGGAAUCACUUGAAAAGUCUGCAACUACCAAUACAGAAGUGACUGUUGAAGAUUUAGUACCAGGUGAUAUCAAAGGGACACUGAAGUCCCUGGAGGAGGCGAAGCAAGCUGUGAAAGAAGUUGAAAAAGAGGAGAUCAUCAAAGGAGACAUCCAUACUGCCCUGCAAAGUUUGCAUGAAGCGACAAGCGAGAAGAAGAUUUACCAGCAUCAAGUCAGCGAACAGGGCGACAUUAAAGCAACUAUCCAGCUCUUGCUUGAGCCAACGACUUCUCCAAAAUUGCAGCGCAGGGGAAGCAUUGAAGGAGAUGUGAAAACAUCCAUACAAAGUCUCUAUGAAGGACAGGACUCAACACAAGUGGAAAAAGAGGAGGUACUGAAAGGGGAUGUUCAAGGGACAAUAAAGUGUCUGAUGCAGCGUAAACAGUAUUCAAAUACUAAGCGUAUGUAUCCAUCAAAGAAAGCAAAAGUGCCAGUGAAAAAUCCAUUAACUGUAAAGCAGGCAGAGCAUGAAUGCCUGCAUGAGGCUAAGAGUGAGAGUGUAGCAGUCAAUCCGGCUCCCGCAGUGAAAAACCUCUCCAGGAGCAGUGAGUCACAGAAGCAUGCACAGAGGCACCACGAAAGCAAAUCAGUAAAAACACAGGUAAUAACCCAAGAGGACCACUCUGUUACUGUAGCCAAAACAGAUAAUGCCACUGGGGCCUCUCAGCAGAAGAGCAUAAAAGAACAGAAGCAGAAAGUGCUGCCCCUUCAGAAAAUACAAACCCCUAAGCCUGUUAUGAUAAAGAAUAAACAAAUGGCUAAUAAUGAUCAAACAGAGACCAAAUCGGCUGACGUGAAUGUGAUGAAAGAGGUGCAAAACACAGCACACACAAAUAUUUCAAACAAGCAAAUAUGUGAAACAAAGACAAUCAAACAGGUGCAGACAGCAGUGACGGAGAAAACUGUCAUGCAGAAGCAAAAUGUGACGGUAUUGGAGCAAAUGUCGACAUCUUUGAAGCAAAUGGAGGACAAGGCACUCACACAAAAGCAGAAUAUGAAAAAUGUGAAGAGUGAUUACCGGAGCCUUGAUGUCAAAGGGAAAGGCUUGAUCAAAAAGGCAAAGCCAGAGAUUCACUUCCCUCCUCCCCCUUCCUCACCACCUCCACCUCCACCCUCAGAGUCAGAGCUCUCCCUCCCUCCGCCACCACCGCCAGUGCUGGAGAGCCCAGCAUCUCCAACAUCCAGGCCUCCGAUUAUGAGGCAGGACAGCGACCUUCCACCUCCACCUCCACCUCCACCUCCACCUCCUCCUAUGGAAUGCAUCAAGUCUGAGCCAGAAUUCUUUCCUCCUCCUCCACCUCCACCAAGUCUAACCUCUGCGAGCGGACACGAUUUCCUCCCUGCGCCUCCCUCACAACAUGAGCUAAACUCCAUGCCUCAGCCUCCCCCUGCAAAGCUGGUGAAACCCAUUGGCAAGCCUCUAUUCAAGAUUCCCAAGCAACCUGAGGCGCCAAAGCAGCCUAUAAAAGUCAAACCCAAAUGGCAGAAAAAGGAGCCAACUCCUCCACCUCCUCCAACGCCAGCUCAGCUUACUGCCAGUCAAGAAACAACAACAGUAUCAGCAGAGCUUAAAGAAGAAGCAAAAGUUCAGGAAGUAAAAAGGGAAACAUCACAACAGAUCGAAACAAGCAAGCAGGUUCAGUCUGAAUCGACAACAGUGUCAAGAACAAAAAUACCUAGCAUCCCAGCUGUGAAACCAAUGCAAAAGGAAAGCCCACAACCACCUAAAAAAGUGUUUGCCCCUCCUAUUAAACUGCCUCCGACACCCGAACCCACUCCAGUGCCAAAGUCUAGACCUUAUGCUCGCAAGUUUAAAACCCCUCUGAUGCUUGCAGAAGAGCGGUUUCGCCAACAAUUGGAGGAGAAAGAGGAAAUAGAAAGGAGUAGAGUCACAAGUCCUACUUCUACACGACCUUCCUCUGCUGCCAGUACAGAGCUUUCAGAAGUCCAGAAAACUGAUAAAGAAGUCACCACAGAGGUGACAGAAGUGAAAAGAGAAGAGACUAAGACUGCAUCCAAAGAGGUAAUAUUGACACAAGACUCUCCUGCCAAGAAAACACCUUCCCAGAUUCCUUUGAGCAAGCCUUCCAUUUCAGGAAUAAAUAAGAAAUCUUCCUCUAAAUCUUCGAAUGUUUCCCUUGAUAUGAAGCAUGUUGCAAGUGAAAUGUCCUCAGAAAGAAAUCUCGCCUCAGCGGAUGCCUUCAAAAAGAGUCACACCCCACCAAAGAGUCAGACCUUUUCCGUGUCUAAGGCUCAUCAAGAGGCCGCAAAUAUUGACAUCAAGUUGAGCUCCAAUACUGUCACUUCGUCAUCGUCAGUCACGGAGCAGCAGCAGGUUAUUAAGAAAUCCAGCAGCAGGUCUAUCACAACCACACUGAGUGCUGUCCAGGAAAGUGUAAAUCUUCAAAGCCAGGCUGCGGUCACAUUGAAAGCUGAAGAUGUAAAGAAUAUUAAUGUGCCUCUGACACAGGAGGGAAAAAUGAGUCCCUCUAUGCCCACUAAAAUUCCAAAAGUAACUCCAAGUUUCAAGGUGAAAACGUUUAAGAUGCCAACCGAGAAGAAAGAGGAGCGGUGUGACAAUGUUGGACAAAAGGAAGUAAUGAAAAGUGACGCGCAUUUACAGCAAGAGAAAAGCAAUGUGUCGAAGACAAGUGAAAGCAAAGGGAAGGAAAGCAAUCAGGUGACGUCAGAGAUAAAAACAGAAAUCAAAGCACAGGAGAGAAAAAGCCAAAUGACACUGCCUAUAAAGGAAGUUGAAGUAGAGGUUACAAUGAAAAAAGGGAAACAGGUGCAAAAGAAUGAGACUGAAGUAAAGCUGUCACCAUCAGUUACUGUUUUAAUGCCUAAGGUGGCAAAGAUAACAUCUGCAGCAACCCAUCAAGGACAAGGCCAUGUAUCUGUCUCCCACAGCCAGCAGAGCGUGAAGGCGGAGCACAUUCAAAGACACGAGGAGGUGGUUGUGACUGAGAAUGUGGUACAGCAGAGCCUUCAGAAGCAAGAGGUUGUACAAAUGCAAAAGCAGCAAAUGAAGGCACAAGCAGCAGAAACAAAUAAAAUGCAGGUAAAGGCAGUAAAGACUAAAGGCGAGCUGAAGGAUGUAUCAGUGAAAAGGACAGGAAAAAUGGGCCAAAAAGAUAAGGCAAAUUCAGAAGAGAUCACAGAUUCAGUGAAAUGUAAUGUAAUGCAGAAGCUGCUCGCUCAAAUAAAAGAGCUCGAGGGCACGCCAAGCAAAAUAGACUCCAACGCUGUCGGAGCCAUUAUAAAUGAACUCCCUGACUGGAUGACGGGCUCGGAUGAGAAAAAGAAUUUGGGUCUAAUCGCUAAACAGCAGAGUAAGAAAAAGUUGAAAGAGAUGAUGGUCUACGUGAGGAAUAUUGUUCAGGCAAAGCUCACAUAUUUGGAAGUCAAUUUGACAGCCGUGGAAAAGCAAGAACAGCAAAAAGAAGAAGUGCCUGCUCCUGCAGCCGUACCUGCGCCACCGCCGGUGCCUCCAAAGCCGGAGAAGAACGUCAUCAGCGGAGCAACUGCAAAGAUAUCGAAGAUAAGCAUCGGCUCGUCCAAAACUGCAAAGAAAGUUGUGGGAGAAAAAAAGAAGACGCUUCAAGAAAGCAAAUUGCAACAGGACUUGAGUGAGGUGGCUGAUCAGAGAGUGUCCUCUCCGUCACCCUCUUUUAUCAGCAUUGAAUCAAGAAGAGUAGAUUCACCGCUUAGAGUAACCCCUUCUCCGCCACCCUACAAAUCAGUCGGGACACCUCCACCUCCUCCUCGCAAGUUAUUCACACCAACAUCCGCCUUCAGCCGGGCCACCCCGUCCCCCACCCUGAGCCGCUCGGAGAAACUCAUGAAACUGCGAGACACCACCUCAAAACUUUCCCACAGCAUGACCCCUCCACCUCCCAUGCCAGUGACGGAGUUCUUUGCUGUUGAAAGAGAGCAGUCAUCCCCCUUUAGUGAUCGGGGGACUCCUGAGGAAAGACACGAGCAGGGAUUGGUGGAUGUGUCAGAAAUGGUGGACUCCAUGAUGACCGUCAGAGACAAGAAGUCUUUCUUUGAGGAGGCGCAGAAGGCUGAGGUGAACAGGGCGUACUUUCGGAAGGAUCCCAUUGAUAUCCCUGAACGUUUGGGUGCUGAUGCCGAGGAAGGACCUGAGACUGUCACUAUCGACCUUUUAAAGGAGGAUCUACCCAGAGUUGACUUGUCCAAACUUGUAAACAGAUUCGAAUCCCCACAACCGAAAGUCUACCCAAAAAAAGAGCCCAUUGUUAUUGCUGAGAGGCUUGAAAGUGACAACGAAGACGCAGAGGCUGAACCGCAUACCCCAAGAACAGAAGAGAUCCCGACAUUAAAUGUGAAAGCCAUUAAGGACGUGUUUGAGACCGGAGAACACAGUUCCCAGGCCGCCAGAGAGCUGCGAGAACAAAUAGAAAGAAGAGAAUCUGAAUCAACCUCUGAGCCCCUCGGACACUCUGAAACCACCGCAGUCACCGAGCAAUUCUGCAGCAUUGACGACUUUGGCAACAUGACAAGAGAGACGAGGAGCGAGGUGCAUUCUGGGAGCUCCCUGAUCCGCGGUAGCCCUCCGUCAUACGCCGACGUGGUGAGAGGCGCAGUUCCUACAUUGACCGUGCCCGCCGAUGCCUCAACCGAGGAACUGCUGCGAAGCUUCCAGCAGUCGUGGGCCGAGAGUCAAGGAGUGUUUCAGAACCUCGGUUUCAGUGUCACAGAGCAGAGGACUUCACAGAUCACAAGGCACCAGCAGGAGACUGUCGUGACGGAGAAUUCGAGUUCCCGAGUCCGAACUGUGCAGGGUGUGUCGGAAGAGGGUGUACCCCAUGGAAUUGCUGAUAGCAGACAAUCAAAACUUCCAUAAAAGCUGCUUUCGCUGUGAACACUGCAGAGGCAAACUAAGCCUCGGCAACUACGCCUCUCUCCAUGGACGAAUGUACUGCAAGCCACACUACAAGCAACUGUUCAAGUCCAAAGGAAAUUAUGAUGAAGGAUUUGGACAGAAACCACACAAAGAACUUUGGAGUAAUAAGAACCAGGAGAAUUCAUCUGAAAAAAGAGUCAAAUCACCGUCACCUGAGAAGAAAAUCACGGAUUCCAGAUAUCCCGCUGCUCAGAGCGCAACAGUUACACCGAAUGAUGAAAUAAAUGAUGAAAGCAAAAAGCCAAUGAGUAAGAUUUCUGUCGUUUGGCCUCCUCAACCAGACUCUCCAAAGAAAUCCUUCAG